Molecule: messenger RNA, 4849 nt
Organism: Pseudophryne corroboree (corroboree frog)
Lineage: Eukaryota; Metazoa; Chordata; Amphibia; Anura; Myobatrachidae
Exons: 2
Coding region: 15-800 (261 amino acids)
Source: RefSeq, a predicted model, not a curated record
AUUUAUGUUAGCCUAUGGAGCUGAAACGUGACAGGGAUCUGAAACGGAAGAGGGUAAGGUCUGUUUGGAGCAAGGAAUGGCUGAUGAAGACGGGGACUCUCUCUCACAUGUCGCUCCUGACCGAGAUUAGGGAUAAUCCUGAAGAUUAUCGCAACUACUGUAGCUUCGAAUGGAUGACGAUACCUUCCAGGAGUUGCUGGGCCUUGACUCCCUACAUCGAGAGGCAGGACACCAAGAUGCGGAGGGCCAUCCCUGCAGAGGAGAGGCUGACUGCUACGCUGAGGUUCCUGGCUACAGGGCGGUCAUUGGAGGACCUGAAGUUCGGGACACUCAUCAGCCCCCAGGCUUUGGGUCGGAUAAUCCCUGACACCUGCAAGGCCAUUGUGAAGGUGCUGCAGGACCAGUAUUUGAAGCUUCCUGCAAGUACAUCUGAAUGGCAAGCCAUGACAGAGGAGUUUGCCACUACCUGGCAAUUUCCUAACUGUGGGGGAGCGAUAGAUGGCAAACACGUCCGCAUCAACCCUCCCGCAAACAGCGGAUCCCUUUAUUAUAAUUAUAAAGGGUAUUUCAGCAUCGUGCUGAUGGAAGUGGUGAAUGCCAACUAUGAAUUAAUCUUCAUUGACGUUGGCAAAAACGGACGUGCAUCAGACGGUGGGUCGCUGAAGAAUACCACCUUCUACGAGCGGCUCACCACAAAGACCCUGAACUUGCCAUCUAGGGAGCAAACCAAGCACAGCCUCAAUUUUGUUUUGGUGGCUGAUGAGGCAUUCGCACUUCACAAGAACAUUAUGAAGCCAUAGCCCCAAAGGCACCUGACAAGGAAGAAGUGCAUCUGUAAUUUUAGACUAUCCCGGGCACGCCGAAUUGUAGAGAACACUUUUGGCAUCCUGUCUAGCCACUUCCGCAUAUUCCUAAUGAAUAUCAAUUUGCAGGUGGAGCAGAUAGAUUGGGUGGUGACUGCGUGCUGUGUCCUGCAUAACUAUUUGCACAGAAAAACCACCCAGCAUAGGACACUGUCCAGACCGGCGCCAGGAGACCCAGAUCCAGAACACCCAGAGGAGACUUCACCAUUUCCCUCUGUGGAACCACCUCCACUCCAUUCUAGGGCGAGUCUAUGGGCAAAACAGGUCAGGGACGAGUACCUGGCCUAUUUUAACAGGUUGGGUGCAGUCGAUUGGCAGGAGGACCACAUUUAAGUGUACUGUGUUGGACUGAUGAUGGAACUUGCAAAAACUUAAAAACUUAUUCAAAAAUAUAUACUUACAGAUACAGACAAAGAUAGUUCACCCUCUUCGGGCUCUGGUGUGGCAGUCCAAGGGAGGGAGGUGAAACCUGUCCGGGUAGCCUCCUGGUCCAGGACAAACUCCAGCAUGGGGUAGUACCAGAGCGAGGUCUUGUAAAUCUGGGAUGAACCUGCUCCAGAUCUUUUGGACUGUUCCAUUUUUUUGUGUUCUUUGAGGAACACCGUACGCAGGUUCUGUAUCUUUUUCUUUACCCAGUCCUUGUCAGCACCGGACACAAAGGGCCUGCUGUACUCCACUAGCUCCUCCAAGGCCGCAUUCCGCCGCACUUUAUCCGAAUACCCCUUGGCUUUGAUCUUCCACAGACAUUCAUGGCCACGGUACAUUUCUAGUAGGCCGGUGAUGAAGUCUAUGGGGUAUAUUUACUAAAAUUCGUAAUUUUCAGAAUUUGGUUGAAGAUGAAACACGAAUGACAUCGGCAGUGAUAAUUUGCAACUUUUUGUUUUUUUUUACGCCUCAUUAACUAUGCUGUCGUAUUCUGCAUUGUCGUGUUUUCCGAUGUUGAUGUCAUUCAUAAUGUCUGGCAGUGUUUUACGGGAUUGAUUAGUAAAACACUGCCGGACUUAACACAAUGAAUCCCUGCCGGAUCAGUGUGAUCCGUGCAGGGCUUCAUUGUGUACCUUAAAGAAGUGUGGAAAGUGUUAAAAAUCACACAAAAAAAUUGCGUGAGGUCCCCCCUCCUAAGCAUAACCAGCCUCGGGCUCUUUGAGCCGGUCCUGGUUGUAAGAAUACGGGGCAAAAAUUCACAGGGGUUCCCCCAUAUUUUAACAACCAGCACCGGGUUCUGCACCUGGUCCUGGUGCAAAAAAUAAAUCUGGGGGUCCCCCCCUCCAGCCACCCAAGGGCCAGGGGUGAAGCCCGAGGCUGUCCCCCCCAUCCAAGGGCGGCGGAUGGGAGGCUGAUAGCCGUAGUGUAAAAAAAAAGAAUAUUGUUUAUUGUAGCAGUACUACAAGUUCCAGCAAGCCUCCCCCGCAAGCUGGUACUUGGAGAACCACAAGUACCAGCAUGCGGGGGGAAACGGGCCCGCUGGUACCUGUAGUUCUUCUACAAAAAAAUACCCAAAUAAAAACAGAACACACACCUUGAUAGUAAAAUUUUAUUAAACAUACAUGCACACUUACAUUCAUACAUACUUACCUAUGUUGACACAAAGCAGUCGGUCCUCUUCUCCAGUAGAAUCCAGGGGUACCUGUAAAUAAAAUUAUACUCACAAAUAAUCCGGUGUAGAUCGGUCCUCUUCUUUAAAUUUGUAAUCCAGGGAUUCGGGAAAAUAAAAAAACGGAUUACCCGAACCACGCACUGAAAGGGGAUCCAUGUUUACACAUGGAUCCCCUUUCCCUGACUGUCGGGACCCCCCGUGACUGCUGUCAAAGAGGGUCCCUUCAGCCAACCAGGGAGCGCCACGUCAUGGCACUCUCCUGAUUGGCUGUGCGCGCCUGAGCUAUCAGUCAGGCUGCGCAUUGUAGAUACAAUGUAGCGCAUAGGCGCUCCAUUGUAUCCAAUGGUGGGAACUUUGCGGUCUUCGGUAGACCGCGAGGUUAAGUGGGGCCAACCACAAGAGUCAUUGUCGGAAACGGGGCAAAAACCUGUCAGAUUUGGCCGCGAUUCUGACAAAACAUGUGGAUCCGUGGCUAUUCUGACGAUCCAUGUGUUUUCCGACAAGUCGGAAUUGACAACUUGUCGGAAAAACACCAGCUAAAUUGAAUAGGUUGGAACAGUUUCCUGACCUAAAAAAGUCGGAAGCUGCCGUCUUUCCAACAAGACGGCAGUUCCGAGUACAAUUGAAUAUACCCCUAAGCGCAAAAGAACAAUAACCUAUACUGUAUCUCAGUCAACAUCUAACUUCGAGCAAGUGCAAUGUAAGGCUGGGUUACACCAGGCCGACAUGUCAGUGGACCCACCGUUGCGCCAACCGAGCAGCCGAUCAAGGUAAGUCCAGCUGGACCGGCAUUUGAAUUUGCCCGCCCAGCUGUGACAUCAGCCACCUGCAGCCAGCAAGUGUAUGGGCGGUCAGAGGACCACCCGUAGACACAGCCAGAUGACCCGAUAUAUCUGCAGAUUAUCAGCCAACGGCUGUGCUGCACAGCCGUCACGAUAUGUCUGUGGAUGACGUUAUUCACAGACAUAUCAGGGAACACAUUCGCCAACAGGUUCGAAAUAUAUUGGGUGUUCACUUGAACUUGACUAAGGGGGUCAUUCCGAGUUGAUCGCUCGCUAGCAGUUUUUAGCAGCCAUGCAAACGCAUAGUCGCCGCCCACCGGGGAGUGUAUUUUUACUUUGCAGAAGUGCGUACGCCUGUGCAGCAGAGCGCCUGCAAAAACAUUUUGUGCAAAACAAGACCAGCCCUGGACUUACUCUUCGUGUGCAUUGAUUCUAACGUUAGAGGGUUGGCUUUUGACGUCACACACCCGCCCAGCGUUCGCCCAGCCACGCCUGCGUUUGCCCUGGCACGCCUGCGUUUUUCCAAACACUCCCAGAAAACGGUCAAUUGACACCCAGAAACGUCCCCUUCCUGUCAAUCUUCCUGCGUUGUGCCAUGCGACUAAAAGCUUCGCAAGAACCUGUGCAAAACCACAAAGGACUUUGUACCCGUACGUCGGUGCAUACGCAUGCGCAUAAAUGCCGAUUUUUAGCCUAAUCGCUGCACUGCGAACAACGGCAGCUAUCAAUCAACUCGGAAUGACCCCCUAAAUAUUGCCCUGUGUGUACCUAUCUACAAUCAAAUGCAAACAAAUGUAUGACUGGUUGCUAUAAGUUAUUUAAUUUGAUAUUAUUGUUAUUAAAGUUUAAUGUGCCACAGUGCUGCACAGUGCCAUAUAGUGGGUAAAACACAGCAAAUAUAGGACCUAAUGCAGAGCUAUACAUAAACACACGUUUUCCCCUUUUUCCCCCUUCUACUUGCUCCUUGUGCCUGGAAUGCAAUUUCCAGAAAUAACGCUCUGUGCGUAUUCGAAUCUAUAAUAGGUGCAGUGUCGGACUGGUGCAUGAAGGGCACACCAGGGAAAUGCAAUCACAGGGGCCCACUAAGGGGCAUUGCCAUAUGCUGGAAGGGGUGUGGCCAUAUGACCAGAGACGAGUGGCCAGCCAUUAUAGGCGCGACCUAGCAUAGUAUAUAACGAAAAAGAGCUCUACCUCGCUGCACAUUUCAGGCUGUUGUGUUUGUGCCUGGGUUACACCGGGAGAGAGCAGUAAUCUAUGCGCAUGGGUUAUACUGGGAGAGAACAGUAGUAUAUGCGCUUGGGUUACACUGGGAGAGAACAGUAGUAUACGCGCCUGGGUUACACCUGGAAAGAACAGUAGUAUACGCGCCUGGGUUACACCUGGAAAGAACAGCAGUAUACGCGCCUGGGUUUUACCGGGAGAGAACAGUAGAUACAAAUAACGACCCCAGUAGAGUGCCAAAUACACACAAUGACUCCAUUAGUGUCAGAUACACAGAUGCCCCAAGUAGUGCAGUGCCAGAUACACAGAUGCCCCCAGCAGUGCCAGAGACACAGAUACCCCCAGCAGUGCCAGAUACACAGAUGCCCCAAGCAGUGCCAGAUACA